AUGCGUGAACGCCGGCGGUCUUUGCCUGAUGUGCCCGCCAUUGGGGGCGAUGAGUCGUUUGAUGGAUUGGUGAGGAAGUUGAGCGUGUUCUUUGUAUCGGCCAUCGAGGCUCCGCAUGAGUGGGAGGAGCUUAGGCGAGAGGUGUACGGGCCUGUUUUGAGGCCGCUGGUGAGGUAUUUGGUCGAUGAGGUGCAGCAUGAGGCGAUUGUCUGUGCUUUGCUGGCGCUGAGAUGGCAUUUUGCGGAGUGUGAGACGGGUGAUGAUCGGGGCAUUAAUGAGACGAGGGGGUUGGCGUGUGAGCUUGUUGCUUGGCGCUUCGUCACUCACCUGACCCAGAGGGAGACUAUUGACUUCCUCUGCUAUGACUUGCCUGACACGAAGAAGCGGUCUGGAUCUCCUGCCGGUAAUAGAGAUCUUGAGGAAGCGGAUCAGGUCGACAACCUUGAGGCAGCAGGCCAUGAACAAGCACCACUACUGGAUGGCAUCUCACCCGACAUGGACGAAUCUUUCUACGAGGAACCGAGACGCUCAGAGUACGCCGAGGAAUCGGACUUCGCAACGCUCUUCGCCAACCUCAACGCGCUCGAGAUUGCCACCGUUGCCAACGCCAAAGCCUUUCUCAGCCAGAAGUCCAUCCAACAUGUUAUCGAAUGUAUAUGGAAAGGCGACAUUGUCUUCUGGGAGACCCUCAGCACGUACUCCAGCAAACGGGCGAAAGUCUAUCGCAAGGAUCGUUCGGACCCCUUCUGCAGACUUCGUGUCCCUUUAUACCUGAAGGCCUUCGAGGUGUUGUUCUUCGCGGCGUUCUUGACCUUCUACUACGUCGUCUUGGUGCAGAAGCACGCGGGUGGUGUGACUGGCCCGGAGGUUCUUCUCUACGUGUGGCUGGUCUCUUUCUCCUACAACGAACUGGUCGAGUUCUGGGACGCCGGGUCCACGUUCUACGCGACCGACUUCUGGUCUCUCUGGGAUCUUGGGAUCAUCUUCGUCGGAGUAGCGUUCUUCGUCGCAAGAAUGAUUGGCUUGAGCCGUCACGAUCCUGUUGCGACCGACAUUGCCUUCGACAUACUCUCCCUCGAGGCACUCUUCCUAGUGCCAAGGAUCUGCUCGUUGCUGAGCUUGCACCCGUACUUCGGCAUGCUCAUUCCGGUUCUGAAGGAGAUGGCACGCCAUUACCCCUAUCACACCAAAGACUUCAUUAAGUUCCUCGGGCUAGUGGCGAUACUUUACUGCGGCUUCAGCACCAGCUUCACCUUCCUCGCUCGGGGGAAGUAUACUUUGCAAGAGAUCAACUUCAUCUUGAUAAAGGUGUUCUUCGGAUCGAGUUACCUUGGCUUUGACGUUGCCGAAGAGAUAUCACCAACAAUCGGGACCCCACUCAUGUUCGUCUUCGUCUGCAUGACGAACAUCCUCUUGAUAACGUCGCUCAUCUCGCUAUUGAGCAACAAACUCGACAAGGUGAUGCUGCACGCUCGCGACGAGUACUUGUUUGUAUACAGCGUUUUUGUGCUUGAAGCCAGCACGAGCAAUAGGCUGACGUUCUUCCUCCCACCACUGAAUCUACUGCCGCUCUUGCUGCGUCCUCUCCGGCUCGUGAUGGCACCUCAGAAGGUUCGUCGGGCGAGGAUUGUCCUUUUGCGGGCUACCCAUUGGCCUUUCGUGCUGGCCAUUCUCGGCUACGAGCAUGGCCGGCGCUUAUGGGCAGAUCAUCGGAAAUCCGGCUCCUCUGCCGUUUCACGAGCACUCAGCCAUUCUCCCACUUCAUUGCGGCGUCGCAAGGCGCUGUCAUCGACACGCACUCCGCGAUUGGACCAAGAGCCGCCGCCCGGGCGCUCGACUGCAGUGCCCCCGGCAGAUGAUCCAGUAGCGGCUCCUGAAACUAUUGAAGGACUAGGAACUGCCGUUGCCAAUCUCAAGACCCAAGUCGAACAGCUCACGGCGUUGCUGGCAAAGGAGAGGCAGGUCAAGGAAGGUUUGUGA
Molecule: messenger RNA, 1980 nt
Organism: Zasmidium cellare ATCC 36951
Lineage: Eukaryota; Fungi; Ascomycota; Dothideomycetes; Mycosphaerellales; Mycosphaerellaceae
Exons: 13
Coding region: 1-1980 (659 amino acids)
Source: RefSeq, a predicted model, not a curated record